Molecule: messenger RNA, 1101 nt
Organism: Talaromyces marneffei
Lineage: Eukaryota; Fungi; Ascomycota; Eurotiomycetes; Eurotiales; Trichocomaceae
Exons: 5
Coding region: 1-1101 (366 amino acids)
Biological process (GO): mRNA 3'-end processing
Cellular component (GO): RNA polymerase II, holoenzyme
Molecular function (GO): RNA polymerase II C-terminal domain binding
Source: RefSeq, a predicted model, not a curated record
AUGGCUUACAACGACGACUCUGUUCGCGCAAAGCUCUCCGCGCUCAAUGAAACCCAGGAGGGUAUUGUCACCGUCGCGCAAUGGGUCAUGUUUCAUAGACGCCAUGCGGACCGUACUGUCCAGCUCUGGCUACAAAAGCUUCGAGACUCCCCCGCGAACAAGAAACUAAAUCUCAUUUACCUUGCCAACGAAGUAGCGCAACAGUCCAAAGCUAGACGCAAAGACGAUUUUAUUAUUGCAUUCUCUCCAAUCAUUGCGGAAGCUACAGCAGUCGCAUACAAAGGCGCAUCCAGUGAAAUUCAACAGAAGAUUCGACGGGUUGUUGAAGUCUGGAGACAACGUGGUGUCUUUGAAUUGCCGAUCCAGGAAGCUGUAGAAGCUCGUGUCAAUGAAUUGGACAAGAACCGUUCCUCCGGAAAGAAGCCUAUGCUAGGUGGAUCGCUUUUCAGUUCAGGAUCCGUACCACCUGAACUCCAACCACUGGUACAGCUUCAGCUCAACGUUUCAAAGGGCUCCGUGACGUCCGGUACGGCUGUCAACACAGCCAACGCCGAGUUUGACAAGAUGAAUGAUCCUAACAUACCGACGCCUCCAGCACCCGUGCAUGCAGCCCGUCUGAGCCAGCUUCUCAAGUCACUAGCGAAUGCCGAAAGCUCGGUUUCCGAAAUCAUCAAAUCACGCCAAGCUCUUAUGGAAGGUCUUGAAAAGAUGCUUGAAACCAAUCGUACCGCUCUUUCCAGAGAAACCGCUCUCUUGACACAGAUGGGCGAACGCAAGAGCGACACAGAAAUGCGGAAGCGCGAGGUCGAGGAUGCGAUUAUGCGUGGUCUUUCUGCGGAGGAAUCUUUGACCCCGGCUGACAAUGCAGGCGGAUUAGAUAAUGAGCCCGCUCGACCUACCGUUGAGGCUUUGACACCUCCGCCUGUAGAGUCGCUGACUCCUACAGGAUCGCCCGUACGACAAGCUGUGAAUGAUGCCCAACAAACUCAGCAGCAUCCUUUUACUUUGUCGGAGGAUCAUCAAAUGGAUUGGUCUUCGAAUAUGCAUUCUGGUCUAUCGCUCGAGGAAUCUGGCGGGGAUGAAUCUAGGAAUGGUUUCUGA